Messenger RNA from Biomphalaria glabrata, 1202 nucleotides. RefSeq lists its product as uncharacterized. Gene Ontology annotation, molecular function: protein-folding chaperone binding. The record is from RefSeq and is a predicted model, not a curated record. The transcript has 8 exons. NCBI's taxonomy places the organism in Eukaryota, Metazoa, Mollusca, Gastropoda, Planorbidae. Bases 417 to 1103 code for a protein of 228 amino acids.
UAGAAUCUAGAUCUAUAGUUAGAUAUAUAUAGAUCUAUAGGUUUUCAUGUUAAUAAUAAUUUGCGAUGGUAGAGCUUUUGGGUGCAGGUUUAUGAGGCUGUGGGGUACUACUGGAGCACCGAAAGAACCUGCUAGGGCGUGGGCGGCAUAAUAUCGCCUAUUACCGUAAAGUCGUCAAAGUCUUGACGAGAAAUGAAAUGACCAGUCACCAAGACCAAGAGUCUAAAUUCUAAAUACUAGAGUCUAGAUCUAGAUCUAGAUUAUAAAAAAAAAAAAACACUUUAGUCUUUACAUACUCAUACUAAAUCUAGAUUCUAGAUCUAAAGAGCUGAAAAGUACCCAGAUAAAUAGAUUAGAUCUAUAAUAGUAUAAAAUAGUCUGGAGUUGGAGAGUCGUAGAGAGAUCUAGACUAGAGUAUGGCCAAUAUAAAGGAUGAGCCCCUGCCCCUGGAUAUAAUAUUAGUAUUUGGUCAAAAGAAAAUUCCUAUUCAUCUUGAAUUAAGUUCGGAUGAUGAAUCAAAAUUUAUUACAGUUGAACAUUUAUCCAACAAAGUUUAUAAGGAGACAAAAGUUGAGCCCUCUUGUCAAAAGUUGAUAUAUAAAGGGAAAGCUUUGUUUAAAACAGAUGAUACUAACAGCCUUAAAGAACCAAUUUCAGCUUUUGGUAUUCACAAUGGGGACAGAAUAAUGCUACUUGCUCGAAAGCUGGAACCAGCUGAUGCAACAGAAAAACCUUCUCAAGCUAAAAAGAAAAAGGACAGUGAAGUUACUGAUCAACAACUAAAUGAAGUUGAUAAUACCACAUUACAGCAAAGGUUAGAAGAUGUUCAAAGUGAAGUGGAAAAGAUCUGCUUGCGGUGUGAUGAGUUAGUUAAAGACUCUCGAAGAAUCUCUGAAUCUCUAGCCUUGAAGUCUUGCAAAAGAUCAUUUGUUCUACUGCAUGAAGAUUCUAUGAAGCUUUUAGAACGGGUUGAUGCUAUACACUCUAGUAAUAAUGAAGAGGCCAGAAAACUCAAAAAGAGUAUUGUUGGCUCACUGCAGGUUCAGCUAGAUAUAUGUGAGAAAGAAAUUGGAGAUUUAUCACAAAAAUUGCUCGAUGACUAGAAAAAUCAAGUAGAUUAAAUAUUGCUUUAUCUUAGUAUUCCCUUAGGAAUAAUUAGAAUUUUAGAAUUUAAACAAUAAAAUUGUUUUAAACACAUUAUA